Messenger RNA from Papilio xuthus (Asian swallowtail), 2183 nucleotides. Its product is annotated as zinc finger protein 660. The record is from RefSeq and is a predicted model, not a curated record. Gene Ontology annotation, cellular component: nucleus. The transcript has a single exon. NCBI's taxonomy places the organism in Eukaryota, Metazoa, Arthropoda, Insecta, Lepidoptera, Papilionidae. Gene Ontology annotation, biological process: regulation of transcription by RNA polymerase II. Gene Ontology annotation, molecular function: RNA polymerase II transcription regulatory region sequence-specific DNA binding; DNA-binding transcription factor activity, RNA polymerase II-specific; zinc ion binding. The coding region runs from base 133 to 1728 and encodes 531 amino acids.
UCAAAUUAAGAUAUGGUUUUGUAUGUUGUUGAUUUACAAAUUGAUAUUUUGAUAUCUCAAUACAAUCUUUUAGAGUUUUGAUUAGUAAAGUAUGCGAAGAAAAGCGUAAAGAAAUAAACUUCAUAUAGUAAAAUGAACAAAGUUGAUAAAUACUGUCGGUUGUGCGCCGAACCAACUGAACAUUUAAUAUAUGCUGAUGAAGAAGCAGCUUUUAAUUCAAAGAUUGCCAAGAAGAUGCUGUGGAUAAAUAUCGACGUUACUCCAUCAAAUAAACUUCCUAAAAGUAUAUGCUAUUCUUGUUUUGAUCAAUUAGAACGGACUUGGAUUUUUCUCAAGAAUGUCCGAGAGGCGCAGGAAAAAUUGAAUCAAUUAUUUUCUACGAACAAUGAACAUAAAGUUAAAUCAGGAAAGCAGUCAUCCGAUGUGGCCAACCCUGUCGAUAUGAACUGGGAUGAUUUUCAGGAUGUUAAAGUUGAUAUAAAAGAUGAAGACAUUAUGACUGUGAUCACUACAAAUAAAUUUAUUGACGGUCUAGAGAAUUUAAAAACGGAACAGUGCCCUGAAAAUGACCAGGAUUUUCUGAUUGAAGAUAAUGGGUUCAGCAGUAGCACCGACAGUGAGCAGCCCUCUGAUGUCACAGUCAAAAAGAAACGAAAUAAGAAGAAAGUGUCUGAACAUAACGAGGACAAAGACAAAACUUUAUAUAUAGAACCUGUUGACAUAGACAAGCUGGAUGUGACAUGGGAGGAGGAGGCGUGCCGCUGUGGACACUGUGACGCCCAGUGCAAAAACAUCUCAUUGUUAAGGUUACAUUCCCAACAUAUACAUAAUAGUUGUUGCGUUUUUAAAUGUAUGAGCUGUGGUAAAGUUGUUUCUAAUUACAAAUCAUUUGUAAAACAUGUACGACUGCACAAGCCAAUGUUGAAUUAUUGCUGCGAAUUCUGUGACCAAAAGUUUACAAUGACAAAAUUUAUUAAAAGACAUAAACAUGUUGAGCAUGGCGGUGUAAACUUAACUUCUUGUAGAAAAUGUGGCACAGUGUUUGACACAGUGGAGCAGUUGCAUGACCACUUGGCAAAAUAUAAUAAAAGCAUUAAGAAAAUUUUAAGGAAAGCAGUUGACAAUGCGGAGGAGCAAGAGUUGAAGUGCAACUAUUGCCACAAAGAAUUCAAAAAGCGGACCAAUUUGAAUCAGCACAAACUGGUGCACACGGAUCGCAGCAGAGACUUCUCCUGCCACAUCUGCGGCAAAAUGUUCUUCAUGAAGGGUACUUUGAGCACCCACAUACUGACGCACGAAAACGUCAAACCUUACAAGUGUGAAUUUUGUCCGAUGGCAUUUAAAGCAAAAGGAAACCUUCAGUCCCACAUUACAUUGCAUUCGGGAACAAAACCAUUUGUUUGUGAACAGUGCGGGAAGAGCUUUAGAGUGAAGAGACAUCUGAAAUCACAUUCCAUAAUCCAUACAGACCUAAUGCCAUACAAAUGUCAAUAUUGUGAUAAAACUUUUAGAUUCAAAACCCGUCUCAACUUACACCUGAGGCAACACACUGGUGCCAAGCCGUACAAUUGUGUUCAAUGUCAGAGAGACUUCACAAAUGGUUCUAACUAUAAGAAGCACAUGAAACGUAGGCAUAACAUUGACACAUCAUCAAUAUGGAAAAAGUAUAUCAGUAUCGGGAACGUAGCUGUGGAAGAAAGCAAGGAUACUGAUGAUGCCAAGACGUAAAUCUAUUUAUGAAGUUACAAUUCAAUUAUUUCGUAUACAAUGUGCAGAAUACAAGACUAAUUGAUUACAAGCUACCUCCAACAUUCCUCCACUCGGCACUGGACACAUGUUGUCAUACCUUAGAGGAUCUAGAUCAUCUUUCUCAAUUAAGUCCUAAAAAUAAGCCCGUAUAAUUUGUACGAUUUCAAUAUACAUUAAAUCAACGCAAAGAUACAAAUAGAGGUCAAGUGAAGGACUUGAAUUAUACAAUUUAACAUUUUUUUUUAAGUAAAAUACAUUUAUAAAGACCGAGGCAAGAUAUUUUAGAAUGUAACAUUCUGUGAAUUGUUAUAAUGGUGAAUGCUAAAGGAGAUGAUACUCUUUGUGUUGUGUAAAAUGAAAUAGUUGAGAUAUGUAAGUGUAAGUAAUAGUUAUAGCAAUAUAUAGUUAAAUAAGACUUCAUUAAAUACAAUUUC